Molecule: messenger RNA, 3054 nt
Organism: Thermochaetoides thermophila DSM 1495
Lineage: Eukaryota; Fungi; Ascomycota; Sordariomycetes; Sordariales; Chaetomiaceae
Product: zinc finger domain-containing protein
Exons: 2
Coding region: 1-3054 (1017 amino acids)
Source: RefSeq, a predicted model, not a curated record
AUGAACCCGCACGGUUCUCAACAAGAUAUCAAAGCCCUAAAGGGCUCACCGGAUGCUGUAGGGGUCAAUCCUGAUGUCAACAAGCAUCACCAAACUGCAGAGGAUGUUAUGAUUCCUCAGAAACAGACUCCUUCUCAGCUUCCCUUCCAGGGAUCCGUUGAAGACAAAAUCAACUCAGUCCAGGAAGACACCAUCCGCAGUUCAUGGCUUUCAUUUGCCUCGAGCAAUCGAAGUAGAGAUUCGGCCGUUCCCAGCCUUUUCUCAGCAAGAGCAUCUACUCUUUCUGCGGCAACCCGCUACUCAAUCCACGAUUCAGUUCUUGAGUCACCAAUCCCAGCAAGUCCUCUAAAUGAAUUCGAGGAACCCUGCUUCGACCUCUGCCCUCGCUACUGGUGCACGUUUUGCGAUGCCUCUUUUGACUCGAAGACCGAUUGGAAGCUCCAUGAGCUGGAGCUCCAUGAUCGCAAGGAGCAGUAUCACUGCCGUUAUUGCUCAUCCAUUUUCUCACGAGCAGGCCUGUUGGUCGAGCAUGAAAGCGUCGUCCACUCCAUCGAACAAAGGCCCAAUAUGGCUGAGUCAGUCAGGUACAGUUCCAUUCGCAGUGCUUGGGGGUGCGGCUUCUGUGCAGCAUUUAUCUCCUCCAGAAACGAUUACUUGGAGCAUGUGGGUAGGCAUUACGAUGAGGGUAAAGGGAAGUCUGAAUGGCAACACACUCGAGUCAUAGAGGCCCUUCUUCAUCAACCAAAGGUGCAGGAAGCUUGGACAGAGAAGGUAAUGCAAGAAGAGAAGGCUCGAGGAGCAAAACUCAGGUUCUCCUGGGACCCAAACACGACUGGCCGAUCACUCGAUCACGAACCGCCCAAACUCCAGGACCUUCUCGAGUUCUUUUCCAUGGGGAAACGAUCAGCACUCGAGGUUGCUACUGCUGCAUUUGAUGCCGCCCGCAUCCGAACGGAGACCAACGUCAGCACCCUUGUCAGCAAACUGUUCUUGAGAACUCUGGACCCGAAGCCUGCUCAGAGUCCUGAUCAAUCACCAAAGCUGGGACCAUCAGCUAUCGAACAGUCAUUAUCGCGUGAGGAUUCGUCUCCAAUGUCACCAUUGCCUCCGCUGAUGAGUUUCCCUUCUGGCCUGCGAUCGAAGUCCGCAGAAGAGCUCUCCCCAUUCAAGCCUACCUUUUUGGACCUCACAGCACUUUCCACAUCGAAACGUGCAGCGCCAGACAAGCAAGAUGUCAUGGAGGGAAAGAAGUAUAUCCCUUCAUCUACCCGGAUGGAGAGUGGAGGAUCAUAUGAUCCCUUGCACCACUUGAGCUCUCAUUUCUGUCAACUGCGCACCCUCCACCGCGUAGAGAGUGACCGGAACCUUGCCCUGUCGGAUCACAGCCCGGCAUCGGGAAGAUCGUUCUCUGCGCGACAAGCGGCUCGUGAUCUGGAGCCAUCAUGGCCGAAAUCAGCAAUCCGCGCUCCUCUUAUCUCCAUUCGAACUUCAAAUGAGCAUUCUGGUAUCAGAAUCACACGAGACAUCAAAGGACUUAAGGAGACCCAACUGCACAAUAAUACUCUCUUAAAACCUGGGACGCCACCAGUCAGACCCCACGCUAGCUCAGACGCUCUGUCAACCUUCACAUCCAGCAGCUCCUCUACACAUUAUUCUAGCCCGGAUAUGACAGCAGACGAUAGCCUUUCUGAGCAAGGUUCUUGGCUGGAGUCAGAUAGCGGCUCGGUAAUCGCAGAAGAAUGUGUAACACCCUUCUACCUCGCUGUCAAUCGAGGAAUGAGAUCGCUGUGGGCUAGUUACAAUUCGUAUUGGGCUGCCAUAAUCCACCAAUGUGCUGGAGAAAGGGGACACGGUUCUCCGCCAUCGCGGGUUGUUGGUGGGCGAGUUCAAAAGUCGUCUUCCUCCUGGAGAGGAGCUGGAAAAGGCGGGCUCCGUCCAGCAGGCCGCUUGCCACGUGACGAUGAUGAUGAGGAGGAGGAGGAUGAUGAGGGUUACCGCCCUCCAUUAUCACUCGCAAGGCCCAACCCAAGUGGUACAAAGAGGUUUGCAUGCCCAUUUCGGAAGCAUGAUCCACAAACCUACAAUAUUCGUGAUCAUGAGGUGUGCGCCAUCAGGUCAUGGACCACAAUAUCCAGGUUAAAAGAGCACUUGUACCGGAGACACUAUACGAUUCACUGCCAGAGAUGCAAGCAAACGUUCGACGAUUCCAAAGAGUUGGCUGACCACGAAAGGGCAGUCAUCAAAUGCGAAGUCAACGACCUGGCCCAUCCGGGAGACAUCACAACAGACCAAGAGAAGAAGCUCAAGUCCAGGAAGCACACCUCCAGAAAGCAGUCAGAUGAGGAUAAGUGGAGAGAUAUCUACCAGCUCCUUUUUCCCAACGAGGAAGUGCCGUCACCCUACCCAGAGGUAGCCGAAGAUGUCGCUCCGAUUCUGACUGAGGAGGAUCGUUGCCGUCUUACCUUUCAGCACUUCCUCCUGACAGAAAUGCCGCGUAUUUUCACCCGAGCGGCGGAAGAGUUGGCUGGCCGACAUAUGCAGCCACAAGAUGCUAUCCCCAUGGAGUCGAUAUCCAAGCUUCUCCAGGACUCGCUGAGGAGAGCCUUCAAAGCCUGGGAGGACAGAGGAAACAAUGUCCCUACGGCCGAUGCGACUGCUGUGUCACAAUGCUUCCUGCCAGACACGCCAGUUACAACGGCGUCGUAUACCUUGGCACCACCAUUAGAUACACACCAGGCCAUCCCGUACCCCGCAGUCUCGAAUGGCAGCUUCCUACAGCUCAACAAUAGGGCAGAGCUUGGCCUGAUAGAAACUAUAUCAGGAUCAAGUCCAGAUGGUCCUGCGUUUACUGCGACAACUGGCUGCUUCAUCACGCCCCCUUCCGAUGACCUGAACGCAUUUGCCCCGGACUACAAUACCUUGGGCAGACUGCCGUGGGAAGCCAACUUUGGCCUGACUGGCACCAGUGUUGCUGGCUUCCAUGCUGGACUCACUGGGGUGAGCUCGAGCGUGGAAUCGCAGUACUGGAGCUUCCGUGGGACUUCAGGCCUGUGA